GACAGUCCAAGUCCAAUAAUCUACAAUACGCAGGGACAGGGACAGGGACCUCGGAAGGCAACCAAGCGCGUCGUCGACGCCUGCAAUGGCGCCCCCCUUCCCUCGCAGGCACAGCAGUCAGCAGGCGUUCCAUCCAGCGUGCAUGCGUCACUCUCCCCGCCCUGCUUCCUGCUCUCUCUCUCUCUCUCUCGCUUGCUUGGAUCGCCCGCCCAGUCCCCAGGCGGUGGCUGGCAGCAGCCAGCCAGCCAGCAAGACCACCAAAGUAACCCAACGACAACGAGAGAGGCAGCCGAGGCAAUUUAAUGCGUGUUCCCCCACACAUACCCUCCUCUCUUCUCCCCGUCCCUCUCUAGCUACUACUACUACUAUUCUGUAGAUUGAUACAGAUAGCGGCGCUCUUCUCGCUUCGCCUCGCUGCCAAUCUCGUCGCCGAUCCCCGGGUCCGGCGCCGCCACGAGCUUCCAGAUCCACCGCCCGGGCAAUGCUGUAGCGCCUCGCGCCGAGAUGGGCGGCGUCGGCGCCGCCUCGCUUGCCCUGCUGCCGCUCCCCCUCCUCCUCCUCCUGCUCGUCCGCGCGGAGGCCUCCGCUCUCCACGGAACUAUAUUGCCUAACCCAGCACCGAGUCCAUCUAGCCCCCCUGAAGCGAGAUCGUUUGGACCUCGAAUUUCCCCUUCAUAUCCUCCAAGGGCACUGUCUCCAGGAUCUCCUGACAUUGAUGUGCGCUCUCAUUCGCACAAGCCCCCACACCAUAGAGAGUCAAAUCAGGGCCCUUCACCAUCCUCAGCAGAAGGUUGUUCUAGUUAUAUAUGCACUGAACCACUGACUGCAACACCAAUUGGUUCCCCUUGUGGCUGUGUCGAGCCUAUUAGUGUUAUCGUUGAUCUGGACUUAGCUCCUUACCUACUGUUCAUGAGCAUAGCUGAGUUAGAAGUUGAAGUUGCAGCUGGGACAUUUCUUAAACAAAGCCAAGUGAAGAUCAUGGCUGCAGUUGCAAGUAUCCAGGAUGACCAGAAGACACGGGUGACCAUUUAUUUGGUGCCACUAAGAGAAGAGUUUGAUACUUAUACGGCAUCCCUAAUAUCUGAUAGGUUCAGGGAUAAAAAGGUCCAGAUAAAUUCAUCUAUAUUUGGAGAUUAUAAAGUUAUCAAUGUCAGCUAUCAUGGAUUGCAAUCCCCACCAUCAUCUGUGCCUGGAGGAUCGGAUCCUUCAGGAACCGAAGAUCCUAUAACUGCAGAGGUGCCUGAUCAGAUGAAAAAGCACAAGAAAUCAGAUAUUUUGAUCGUCGUGGUAGCGUUAGGGUCUUCUCUUGGACUUCUGUUGACAUGUGCUGUUGUCCUGAUCUUACUAGUAAGAUGGAAGAAACUUGGACGGCUUCAUGAGGAUAUGAACCCUGCAACUACCCCAACAGUUAAUAGAAGAUACGGUGCUAGAUCAACUUUGUCAACCGGCAUGGUGAGCUCUGCGUCAGCAUCAGCGUUUUCAACAGUGGCUACUUGCACAACAUCUGUAAAGACAUUUUCACUAGGCCAACUUCAGAAGGCCACAGAUGGUUUUGAUUCGAGAAGAGUUUUGGGUCAAGGUGGCUUUGGGUGUGUCUACCAUGGGACAAUAGAGGAUGGAAACGAAAUUGCUGUUAAAUUGCUUACAAGGGAGGACAGGAGUGGUGACCGUGAGUUUAUUGCGGAGGUGGAAAUGCUCAGUCGACUGCACCACCGUAAUCUUGUCAAAUUGAUUGGUAUUUGCGUUGAUCGGAGCAAAAGAUGUCUUGUGUAUGAGCUCAUACGCAACGGAAGUGUGGAAUCUCAUCUUCAUGGCGCUGACAAGGCUAAGGGUAAGCUGAACUGGGAUGUUAGGAUGAAAAUUGCUCUUGGGGCUGCUCGAGGCUUAGCAUACCUGCAUGAAGAUUCAAACCCUCAUGUCAUACACCGUGACUUCAAGGCCAGCAAUAUCUUGUUAGAGGAAGAUUUCACUCCCAAAGUUACUGAUUUUGGUUUAGCAAGGGAAGCAUCCAAUGCAACUCAACCUAUAUCUACCAGGGUAAUGGGCACUUUCGGUUAUGUUGCUCCAGAAUAUGCAAUGACGGGUCAUCUUCUUGUGAAGAGCGACGUCUACAGUUACGGGGUUGUCUUGCUGGAACUUCUAUCAGGAAGGAAGCCCGUAAGCAUCUCCGAGUCGAAGGAUCCCGAGAACCUUGUGACCUGGGCCCGUCCUCUGCUAAGCCACAAGGAGGGCCUGGAGAAGUUGAUCGACCCUUCUCUGGAAGGGAACUUCAACUUCGACAACGUGGCUAAGGUGGCGUCCAUCGCUUCCAUGUGCGUGCACGCGGACCCAUCGCAGAGGCCGUUCAUGGGCGAAGCCGUCCAGGCACUGAAGCUCAUCUACAGUGAUCCGGACGAGGCCUGCGACGAUUCCUACAGCCCGAGGAACUCAUCCGACCAAGACGGUGGCUACGACGGAGACCUGGUCUUCGGGAGCGGGAGCUGGGGGUUUGGGGCCUCUGGCUCUGGGUGCCUGGACUACCGGAACUCCCUGCCGUUUGUUACCAUGGACUACAGUUCCGGCCGAAUAGAAGGGCCGCGCGACCCUCGCGCGGCGUUGUCGGCGGGCUCCCAUGCCCAGCCACCGGUGCUGCAGAAUAGAUCAGGCCCCUUGCGGGUGAAGAAGAAGCUGGCCGCCUCCUACCGCUCUAGAGGCAGUGUUAGCGAGCAUGGGCACCUGCCGCGCCAUUGAUCAGUAGUAGCCAAUGAAGUAGUGUUAGGCCGCUACCUUCCGGUUUGACCUUGGAGGCUGCGGUGGGGUUUGUCAUCACCUCUCGAUGAUUCGUGCCUCGUGCUAGUUAGUGUACAGUUAGUUCGUGGUGACCCUUGGACAUGCAUGCAUGCCUGCCUGCCUUGGGUGUAGGUGUUUUUUUCUUUCUUAUUCUUCUUGUUUGCCUUCUGCUUCUUCCCCGGAAGCAAUGAGGAUGGGGUUGGCAGAUGCUGUCUAAUUUUCGCAAAAAUGCGGCUCAUGCAUCUGAUUGGUGUAAUCUGGUUUAGGGCUUUGACGGAAUUCUGGACAUCAUGUUGUUGUGGCUAGGUUGUUGUAUUGGAUGCAGUUCGUCACUAACAAGCGUUAGGGCCUGUUCGUUUCGCAUGGAACGAAGGAGUGGAAUAAAUCUAGCUUGUAUUCGUUUAAUAAUUA
Messenger RNA from Zea mays, 3180 nucleotides. Its product is annotated as protein kinase superfamily protein. The transcript is spliced from 8 exons. The coding region runs from base 505 to 2730 and encodes 741 amino acids. NCBI's taxonomy places the organism in Eukaryota, Viridiplantae, Streptophyta, Magnoliopsida, Poales, Poaceae. Gene Ontology annotation, biological process: protein phosphorylation. The record is from RefSeq and is a predicted model, not a curated record. Gene Ontology annotation, molecular function: ATP binding; protein kinase activity.